Messenger RNA from Anastrepha ludens (Mexican fruit fly), 1448 nucleotides. Its product is annotated as 4'-phosphopantetheine phosphatase. The record is from RefSeq and is a predicted model, not a curated record. Gene Ontology annotation, cellular component: cytosol; nucleus. NCBI's taxonomy places the organism in Eukaryota, Metazoa, Arthropoda, Insecta, Diptera, Tephritidae. The transcript has 2 exons. Gene Ontology annotation, molecular function: pantothenate kinase activity; ATP binding. The coding region runs from base 262 to 1353 and encodes 363 amino acids. Gene Ontology annotation, biological process: coenzyme A biosynthetic process.
AGCUGACACUAACUUGUUUUCGUUUUGUUAUGUUUUAUCGCAAAAAUGUACGACACAGAACUAUUUAAAUAUUGAUAAAACUGUAAAAAGGUGAUUACUCCCUAAUUAGUGGCAAACAAGAUUAGCGCAAAAAGAAAAGCGAAGAAAACUUUUAAAACAAACAGCAACUCAAUUAUAUGCUAAACAGCGAAAAAGGGAGAAUUAGGAAGCAGUGUGUACAAAAAGUUGGUUUUCUUCAGAAAGUAGAGCUACGUAAAAAGAAUGUGCGAAUCCAAUUGCUUUACACUUUUGAGGGAUCCUGGAUCUUAUAGACCAGACACUAUUGACUUAAAUAAAGACAAAGAUGCCGCUUCAUAUUGGUUCCCUUGUUUUCGAGAUUUAAUUGCAAAAUUUGCGACUCAAGCUGCAGAAAGUCAAUGCCAAACCGACGGUACUGCCAUAGAGCGUGCGGAAAAUUUUCGGAAAUCUUAUCUGGAAAAAUUGGAUGAGUACCAAAGAAAAAUAGAAAAUAAUGCAACUAAUAAUAUUGUGCUCGGUAUACGCGAGUUGCUUGAAUUAAAUGAGACACAACUGCGCUUGUUUGGCUUCCCCGAUCCUUGGCACCAACAAAAGCAAUUGGAAAACACUGCUGCCAUUGCAGCCUUAAAGAAGCGUUUUGAAGAGUUGGAUGAUAUCGAUGAUAAUGCACUGCGUUGGACAGAGUUGGUUCGUGGAGUGCUGGCUGGAAACAUGUUUGAUUGGGGCGCGCAAGCUGUGACAAGCAUUUUGCAGCAGGAUUCAAAUUUUGGAUUACAUGCAGCGUUAGAUCGUAUAGAAAAGCGACCAUGGCUUAUUGACAAUUUGGAUGCUUGGUUAGCGCGUAUGUGUGGCAAUGUACAUAAGUGUGCGCUCAUUUUCGUAGACAAUAGUGGCGUCGAUGUGGUGUUGGGCAUAUUGCCCUUUGUGCGAGCAUUGUUACAACGCGGCACUAAAGUACUGUUAUGCGCUAACACCGAACCCUCAUUGAAUGAUGUGACUAGCCGUGAGCUAGCUAACUUGUUAGAUAAUUGCUGUACACAAUGCAGUGUUUUGGAGCAAGCGUGGCAAGAGCAACGUUUACUAGUCUAUGCAAAUGGACAACGGGGUCCAUGCUUAGAUAUGCGCACCUUACCAACGGAACUGUGCGAGGCCAUACAGAAACAUGAGACUGAUUUGUUGGUAAUUGAGGGUAUGGGACGUGCACUUCAUACAAACCUCUAUGCGAAAUUCAACUGUGAGACGCUUAAAUUGGCUGUCAUAAAAAAUAAGUGGCUUGCAGAACAUUUGGGCGGUGAUACGUUUGCGGUUAUUUGCAAAUACGAAGGUGCCAGCUAGUUAAUGCUACCUAAUUUGUACUGCUGUUUAAUUUGAGAUUUUUUGAUUACAUGUAUUAAGUAAGAUCCAGCGAUGAGUAAGGUCUGAGUCAAUAA